Messenger RNA from Sorex araneus (European shrew), 6460 nucleotides. It is a transcript of the gene FEM1B, whose product is annotated as fem-1 homolog B. Bases 110 to 1993 code for a protein of 627 amino acids. The transcript has 2 exons. Gene Ontology annotation, cellular component: nucleus; cytoplasm. Gene Ontology annotation, molecular function: protein binding. Lineage: Eukaryota; Metazoa; Chordata; Mammalia; Eulipotyphla; Soricidae. The record is from RefSeq and is a predicted model, not a curated record.
CCCGCCGGCCGGGCGCUGCCCCGUGGAUGGGCGGCGGGGGCCCCGCUCGGCGGCGCUGGCGGACGCGGCCGCGGUGGCGACCCGGCGGGGCGCGGAGCCGGCGGCCGCCAUGGAGGGCCUGGCGGGCUACGUGUACAAGGCGGCCAGCGAGGGCAAGGUGCUGACCCUGGCCGCGCUGCUGCUCAACCGCUCCGAGAGCGACAUCCGCUACCUGCUGGGCUACGUCAGCCAGCAGGGCGGCCAGCGCUCCACGCCGCUCAUCAUCGCCGCCCGCAACGGCCACGCCAAGGUGGUGCGCCUGCUGCUGGAGCACUACCGCGUGCAGACGCAGCAGACCGGCACCGUGCGCUUCGACGGGUAUGUCAUUGACGGUGCCACCGCGCUCUGGUGUGCAGCAGGCGCUGGGCAUUUCGAAGUUGUUAAGCUUCUCGUCAGCCACGGAGCCAACGUGAACCAUACCACAGUCACUAACUCGACACCCCUGCGGGCAGCCUGCUUUGACGGCAGGCUGGACAUUGUGAAGUACUUGGUGGAGAACAAUGCCAACAUCAGCAUUGCCAACAAGUAUGACAACACCUGCCUGAUGAUCGCAGCGUACAAGGGACACACCGACGUGGUGAGGUACCUUCUCGAGCAGCGUGCCGACCCUAAUGCCAAAGCGCACUGCGGCGCCACAGCGCUGCACUUCGCCGCGGAAGCUGGCCACAUAGACAUCGUGAAGGAGCUGAUAAAAUGGCGCGCUGCUAUUGUGGUCAACGGCCAUGGGAUGACGCCGUUGAAAGUCGCUGCCGAGAGCUGCAAGGCAGAUGUUGUCGAGCUCUUGCUCUCUCAUGCUGAUUGUGACCGAAGAAGUCGGAUCGAAGCUUUGGAACUUCUGGGUGCCUCCUUUGCAAAUGAUCGUGAGAACUAUGACAUCAUGAAGACAUACCACUAUUUGUACUUAGCUAUGUUGGAGAGGUUUCAAGACGGUGACAACAUUCUUGAGAAAGAGGUUCUGCCACCGAUCCACGCGUAUGGGAACAGAACUGAAUGUAGGAAUCCUCAGGAACUGGAGUCCAUUCGCCAAGACCGAGAUGCUCUUCAUAUGGAAGGCCUUAUAGUGCGCGAACGGAUUCUAGGUGCUGACAACAUCGAUGUUUCCCAUCCUAUAAUUUACCGGGGAGCUGUUUACGCGGAUAACAUGGAAUUUGAACAGUGUAUCAAGCUGUGGCUGCAUGCCCUGCACCUCCGGCAGAAAGGCCACCGGAAUACCCACAAGGAUCUUCUUCGCUUCGCUCAAGUUUUCUCCCAGAUGAUCCAUUUGAAUGAGACUGUGAAGGCCCCAGACAUCGAGUGUGUUUUGCGCUGCAGCGUUCUGGAAAUAGAGCAGAGCAUGAACCGGGUCAGAAGUGUCCCUGACGCCGAUGUCCACAGUGCCCUGGACAACUACGAAUGUAAUCUCUACACCUUCCUGUACCUGGUGUGCAUCUCCACCAAGACCCAGUGCAGCGAGGAAGACCAGUGCAGGAUCAACACGCAGAUCUACAACCUCAUCCACCUGGACCCCCGCACGCGUGAGGGCUUCUCGCUGCUGCAUUUGGCCGUCAACUCCAACACGCCCGUCGACGAUUUCCACACCAACGACGUCUGCAGCUUCCCCAACGCCCUGGUCACCAAGCUCCUGCUGGACUGCGGUGCGGAGGUGAACGCCGUGGACAAUGAGGGCAACAGUGCCCUGCACAUCAUCGUCCAGUACAACAGGCCCAUCAGCGACUUUUUGACCUUGCACUCUAUCAUCAUCAGCCUGGUGGAAGCUGGCGCCCACACGGACAUGACCAACAAGCAGAACAAGACCCCGCUGGAUAAGAGCACGACGGGGGUCUCCGAAAUCCUCCUCAAAACUCAGAUGAAGAUGAGUCUCAAGUGCCUGGCUGCCCGAGCAGUUCGGGCCAAUGACAUUAACUACCAAGACCAGAUCCCCAGAACUCUUGAAGAAUUUGUUGGAUUUCAUUAAGUGACUGAAUCUGUAAAAUUGUUUAAUGUGGUGCUACAAAGUAAAGGACUUUAAUCACAGACAAUAGUAAUUAUGUGUUCAUAAAUUUUGCUUUUCUGUCUGUUACCUUCUUCCCCAACAUCCUUCCUUUCAUUUGGUCUUUUUGCCUCUUCUGGUGAUGGAUCUUCGAGUACACUUUAAACAAAGCCACGUUGUCCAGGUGUAAUAUAACCUAAGGUGUUUGGGUAUUGGUCACUUAACUGUUCUCUUUUUUUAAAAGGAAUAUAAAAUAUUUUAUGUAACAAGGGAUGGUUAUGAUUUGAAGUUGAUAAUGCUUUUAAAAAUCUGCCUGCGAGAGUGUUUCUGUUAGGCCCGUGUCAGCGUGUCAUCCUUGGCGCGGCUGGAGGCUCGCAUGCGGAGGCCUGGAAGGAGUGUUAGGGUGUUGGGCCCCUGGGUGUUCUGCGCACGCCGCCCUGAUGGAGGUGGGUUUCACUUCCCAUUAUCUGGUGUGUUUGACACAUUAUAACCUUUGGAGGAUUUAAAAAAAAAAAAAACAACAGAGCUGCAGAUGAAUUGACAAAAAUGUACUGAUUUAUUAAUCGUUAUAGUUGAAAAUUCAAUCCACUGAGGUUGCUGCGUUACGCUGGUGGUGUGUGCAGAGUGAAGCUACUCUUAGCUUUUUAGAGAAUAUUCAUGGACUACUAGCCUUCGGGCUUGGAUUCUAAAAUUCUUUGAAAUCUCUGUUUUAAUGUAAUUUAUCUGAAUUGCAGCAGUCUGCAUUUUAACUUAGCUCACAGACAUUAAAAACUAUGAAUGCUGUAUUUUCUUAUGAAACAAAUGCUCUCCAUAUAGUUAUUAAUUCUAUUUUUGUCCCUUUCCUGCCCCUAUUCCUCUUGUGUGAUACUUUUAGAAAUUUGGAAAUUGGUUUUCCAGAGGGCAUUAUUGUUGCCUCCCUUUAAGGUGUAUGUGACAGAUGAAAAGGAACCAGGAUAUUUAAAAAAAAUUUUUUUUUUAACUUUCUUAGUCUGAUAAGAAGUAGAAAAAUGACCAGUGUGGUAUACAUAGGAAAUGAAAUGUUUCUGAUAAUGAAAAUAAUUUGCAGUGCCACUUAGGAAAGUAUUUUAGUCCAAGGGCCGCACAUUUGCAAACAUACAAUAUCACUUCUCUUAACAGCCUGUGAAGAGGUCUUUGAUGUAUUUUUUUUCUCUUUCUGUUUUAAUGGCAACAUUUAACUGUCAGUUUUAAAAAAGCAUAUUCUGUGAUUAUCUUUGAAGCAUCGCAGAAAUUCAAGUGAAAGGUACAUACCUAUUUCUCUUGAUGUGAAAACUAAAGGGUAAAAUGCGAUAGAUCUGUAUUUCUCUAGUGCCAAAUGAUUGCCUUAGUUAUUCCAGUUCAUGGGUGUGAGUUCAGACAGGCAGCUCCCCUCCUUGAGAGUGUUCAGACAGAGCAGCAGCAGCAGCAGCCAGAAACUUCCAGAACCAACCUGUGCCAGUGCCAGCCACCAUCCGCUGUAUGGAGAGAGUGAAUAUUGCCUUGUGGCAGUCAGAGAAAGACCCACAGCUGAGUCAGUCUAGAACAUCCUGACCCAGCACCAGCCUCGCAGGCCUUGAUGCCUUGGAGAUACCCGGAGGGAGGGGGGAGGGAGCGGGAGUGGGGAGCCCCGGCCCUUGCUUUCCUCAGUGGUGCGGGGUGGGGACUUCUGCAGUGACUGAACUUCUACUGCUCGUGUCUUCUUGCUUAAAGUGAGGAAUAUUUUGAUGGUAAAUUCUGCCUUUCAGUUUUCUAACCAGAGAUCUGUGUUGGGAAGGUUUUAGAAUGACUUAAAGGGAGAGAGUUGAGCUGCCCCUAGUGUUCCUGGUGUAAACCACGGAAUGACUGUACUUGGCUUUUGGCCUUGCGCAGGGCCUGGAAGAGAAAGAGGCACAUCUCAGGGUGAGCGGGUCACUCCUUCCUCUGCUCGCUCCGACCCCGAGUUUCCCAGCCGCCGACAGUCCGAGGAAGGCCCAUGGUUCUCAGAAUCUAGUGGUUCCAUUACUAAUGUGAUGAUCGUUAAACACCAAAACUUAAAACGUAUCCGAUAAUGUUGCAUGUUGAAAUAAAAACCAUCUCAUCCUUUCGGCUACCCAGGACGAGCACCACUUUAGAUAUUGCUUAUUUAUCAAAGGGAGGAUAGUGAUUCUAUGUACAUAUUCAGACAUCAAAAUUAAUGACAUUCAGUAUUUUGGAGAAGGGACCUGAAUGCUGGAGAGUAAAAUUACUGGUUGAAUGCUGACUAAGUUGGAGAAAGAAUUUGAAGACCGUGGGAUAACCUAUGAACUCUGCUAAUGGUAAUUGAGAUUUCAUUUUUUAAACUAUAGUAUAGCAGUACAUUGUGCACUGAUUGCUAAGGGUCUAUUCUGUCUUGUAAAAUAAAUCCAAAUAUGUAUCGUGAAACACCUGUAUAAAGCCAUUUUUAAAACAAGUGAGCUACGUGCCUGUUUCUUUGUUUUUCGUAGAAUUAUUUUAAAAUAUGUUUAGCCAGAUACUUCUUAAGUUUUUUCUUUUUAAGGGAAAUUAAAUCAGUAAGAAAGAUGGUACUUAUCUCAGCCCUCAGAGACUCGAAGCCGUUUCUGUUUUUUAGCUGCUUUGACCAUAUUAUGUUUUUUAUUGGUAGAAUCAUGCUUUGGGUUGUGAGUUUUCUUUGAUAACACUACGAAUGCAAUCAAAACUUUUUGUCUUAGUAAUUGUUCUGUAAAUCUGGUGAACUAGAGAGUUUAUGUCUGGACUGAUUCAGGCCUGGGUGAACAGUGUGAAAUGUAGGACGUGGGUUUCCACGCUCCUAGAGAGUUGGCGAGACGGAGCUUCCUUUAGAUAACUAAUUCAGGGAGGAACGGGCAGCAGUGGCACCCUUUAAUCUAGCAGGGGUUUUUUUUUGUUAUUGUUGUUCUUGGUUUUUGGGUUGCACCCAGCGGUGCCCAGGGCUGACUCCUAGCUCUCCACUCAGGAAUCGCUCCUGGGGUGCCAGGCAGACUGUGGGAUGCUGGGGAUUGAACCCGGGCCUGCCUAGUACAAGGCAAAUGCCCUCCCCUUUGUGGUAUCACUCCGACCAAAUUUGAAGAAGCGGAAAUCCAGACACAGCAGAGCCCCCCCUCUCCCCUGCUCUCCUGCUGCCCCCGGCCACUUUGCUCUGGGCUCUUGAAACACCUGAACUGCAAGCUUCACUCUUGUUUGUUUUGCGGGGAGGGUUCCAACCUGUGGCAGCUGAGAGAGAAGUGACUGGGAGGAACUCGGGUGUGAGUGCCUUUCAGAGCGAAAUGUGGGUGGGCAGCCUAAGCAGCUUUUUAGGAAUGUUCUUGAAAAUUGUUUUUAGGAAUGUUCUUGGAAAUUGAUUCCAAGGGACCAGCACCCUGCCACCCGUCCCUGGCACCCACCAGGCAGCUCCUUACGAAGAAAGACCACUCUGGGUUGGAGGACGGGGUGCUGGCCCCUGGGUCCCCGUUGGCUGGCUUGGGAAGCGGCUGCCAAAAGUGAGUAGAUGGGUAAAAGUAGCAAGAACUUGCUUUUACGAUAGAUUUCCUGUUUUUCAGAAAUGUUCCUUUUCAGGCUACCCUCUGGACCAGUGUGCAGGUGAAAUUGUUUUCCUUCUGACUAGACUGUGAAUCAGGUAACGGGAUGCAGGAUGCUGCCUUUGCUCUCCUGCAAGUUGUGCCCCAUGCAAACUGACGCUGUCCAUUCCUGUGGGGAAACGGCUGCUUGGCUCCGCGCUGUCCCCUGGGAAGGGGGCAAGCCCCUAGUUCUGCAGCCCCUGCCGGAUUUCACAGACAGCUUGGCCCAGGUCUUCUCAUGGGCUGGGCGGGCCAGCACCCCCUUCCCCAAAGCGACCAGAAGUAACUCCUGUGCUGAUAGUGGUGAUAAGUACAUUGAUUUUUAAAACCGUCAAGUGAAUGUGGUCUCUAGCCCUAGGUUUGUGGCGUGUCCCUUUGUGUCCAUGUGUAGGGAAGGUCCAGUGGAUCAUGGUCGUGGGGAGUGUGUCUCUUGAUGUGCAUCCAGGGGUGAGUAUUGAUGAAUUAUUAACAGCUUUUCACUUAGGCCGAGUCAUGUGAUGAAUGGCCUGGUAGGAUAAAAGGAGCAAAGAUUGCGAGCCGAGAGAUGAAGUGAGGGUUUGUAUUUAAUUUACCAGGUUGUGUACAAUUUGUGCAUGGCUUUUUUUCGUUGUUGCUUAAUAAUUGGUAGAGGUGAAGAGAUGAGAGAAAAAAAACCUCAGCUCUCCUAAACAGUUUGUUCAGAGGUACCUCUCUGGGGAGUAAAAUCUCCCUGCCCUGAUGUGUUAAAAAGACCCUCUCCUUUACGAUACUCACCCCGUCCCACUGUCCUGCAGAGAAGAGCAUUGUCCUAUCCUAGUGGUUCAUUGUGAGUCAUGACAGACCAGUGAUGUCAUUCUGUUGGGCACUUUUGUCAGACCAUGUACGUGACUUUAAUAAACAUAGUAACCUUGCUGGCUGCAUCAGA